AUGAGAAGAAACCAAACAAUUGAAGAGCAGCUUUCUCCAGCUGCUUCUCCCAUGCAAUUCGGGACUUCUGGGCGAGGAGAGCGCAGAACUGGUGGUCUUCACUCGACAAAACCAGAAAUGUUUCUCACACGCAGGAGAAACCUCCUUUUGUUUGUGUUCGCCGGCAGGAAGCUCCGGCGAACAGCCCCGGGAGACCCCGGCACAGCUGGGCACCCAAUCCCCGGUGGCGCUGAUGGAACAAAGGCGCGUUUUCAGCAUCCCAUGUCAGAGUUUGUGGCCAGGAGGGUGCGAGCGCCCGCGGCUGCUCCAGGGAGCGGCUUCCCGGCCCCGCCUCCCGGCGCUGCGCCCCGCCCCGCAUCGGCGCUCGGCUGCUCGGGCCUGGCUCGCUGCGCUCGGCGCUCGGCCGGAGGCGGGGUGCGCCGCCUCACGCUCUCCCUCACCCCCGCCGGCCCGGCGCUUCCCCCGCCGCGGCCCCGCGCCGCCCCGCCGGCCAUGUCGCGGGGCUCCCGCCUGGCGCUGGCCGUCUCCGCGCUGCUCUCCGCCGCCAUCGUGGCGGCCGUGCACGUCCAGCAGCGCCGGGAGCUGGAGAGGCUGCGGAGUGGCGUUGUCAGAGAUCUUGAGCGUCAGAAUCAGAAAAAGGAGAACAUUCGCCUGUUAGAAGAGCAGAUUGCUCUGACAAAGCAGCUCAUGGAAGAGAGAGACAAGGCGCUAAUGGAAAAACGUUCGCAGCAGUCCUAG
Messenger RNA from Poecile atricapillus (Black-capped chickadee), 738 nucleotides. RefSeq lists its product as uncharacterized. Gene Ontology annotation, cellular component: mitochondrion. Bases 1 to 738 code for a protein of 245 amino acids. The record is from RefSeq and is a predicted model, not a curated record. Gene Ontology annotation, biological process: mitochondrial respiratory chain complex IV assembly. The transcript has 2 exons. Lineage: Eukaryota; Metazoa; Chordata; Aves; Passeriformes; Paridae.